Messenger RNA from Rotaria sp. Silwood2, 888 nucleotides. NCBI's taxonomy places the organism in Eukaryota, Metazoa, Rotifera, Eurotatoria, Philodinida, Philodinidae. The record is from the annotation of a GenBank genome assembly.
AUGUUUUAUUUUUGUUUUUUAUUAGAAACACCAAAAAGUUUUUCAGCUCGUGUUCUUGGUAUGGUUUGGGCAGGUUUUGCUAUGAUUAUGGUUGCUUCUUAUACGGCUAAUUUAGCUGCUUUUCUUGUACUUGAUCGACCUGAAGCAAGUUUAUCAGGAAUUAAUGAUGCUCGAUUAAGAAAUCCACAAGAAAAUUUUACAUAUGCAACAGUGAAAGGUUCAGCAGUUGAUAUGUAUUUUAAACGACAAGUUGAAUUUUCUACAAUGUAUCGAAAAAUGGAAGCAAAAAAUUAUUUAUCAGUUGAAGAUGCAAUAUUAGAUUUACGAAAUGGAGAUUUAAAUGCAUUUAUUUGGGAUUCACCAAGACUUGAAUAUGAAGCAGCACAAGAUUGUGAUUUAAUUACAGCUGGUGAAUUAUUUGGACGAUCAAGCUAUGGAAUUGCAUUAAGAAAACAAGAUUCAUGGAUUAAUCCACUGUCUAAUGUUAUAUUAUCAUUUCAUGAAAGCGGUUUAAUGGAAAUACUUGAUAAUAAAUGGAUUUAUUCAAAACUUGACAAACAAUGUUCUGAUCGUUCAUCAUCACCAGCAACACUUGAAUUUCAUAACAUGCUUGGUGUUUUUUUACUUGUUGCUGGCGGAGUAUUUGUUGGUUUUUUUGUUCUUAUUAUUGAAAUUAUAUUUAAAAGACAAAAAGAACGAAAACAAAGAGAAAAUGAAAUAUCUCGAAAAGUUAUGAUUUAUUGGAAGAAAAAAGCCGAUCAACGUAAUCAACUACGUAUGACAAUGUUUGAAUCUGAUAAUUAUGAAAAACAAGAUAUUGAUUCAAAUUCUUAUCAUCGAUUUUCUUCAAAUCGUAUUGACUAUCCUGUAUCAUCAAAUUUCUCUUGA